Molecule: messenger RNA, 859 nt
Organism: Periconia digitata
Lineage: Eukaryota; Fungi; Ascomycota; Dothideomycetes; Pleosporales; Periconiaceae
Source: the annotation of a GenBank genome assembly
AUGUGUUUGCACAAUGGUUUUGCAUUGUUGAGACAUGUAACGGAAGGCAAUCCAAAAUCUCAUAGCCGGAGAUGUAGCCUCCUAAAUGCCAUGACAACCAGUGUCACCAUGGAAACUGACCGAUACUAUUCUGACUCCAUGUCUCAUAAUUCCCGUCACACAUUUGACUCGCCAUCUCGGCUAUUUCCCGCCCGCAUUCUAGUAGUCUUCAUCUCCACCUUAAGCUCUUCUCCCUCUCCACCUAAAGCUCUUCUCCCUCUCAAAUCUAGCUAGAGACAUGUCUUGUCCAAAGCAAGGCAAUUGUUCAGCUGUAUAUAUAAUCGUCUCCCGCAUCUGUAAAUUUUGAUAGGCACGUCCAGGUGUCUUAAAGUAACACUCAGUAAGAUAGCAAGCUAACCACUUUGUUAUUAGGGGCCUUGAUAGUGUUCCUGACUCGCAUCAAUCGUAGACAUGCUCCACCAUUUCAAUGAAGUCUUGUGAAGUAUUAUCGCGAUCAGUACUGACGAUUUGGUCCCGAAUUGCUUUGAUGACCUGUAUUCGUUAAUCAGAAAAUUAGCGAAAUAUAUGUAUCGUUGAGUGAUGAGCGACAUAGCUUGCAAAGUUCGCGCUGCUUGGUGUACUCUGUAUUGUAGAUUGAACGUACCUGUCCUUCGGCUUCCGCCUUCAGCUCCACAAACUGAUAUUUUUCCGCAAUUUGAUAUAUGUCCGCGGAAACAUAAACUGGCAUGUAGUCGUGUCUAUCAAAUAAAUCGCACCAUGAAAACCCGUUGGUGUGGUAUUUCUGAUAAGCGUACUGUAAGACAAGCUCAAGAGCUUCCGGAUCGUCGUCUUUUAAAGUAAUCUCAUUCUGAUUGCGCUC